Symbiodinium necroappetens is the source of this 1875-nucleotide messenger RNA. The record is from the annotation of a GenBank genome assembly. Lineage: Eukaryota; Dinophyceae; Suessiales; Symbiodiniaceae.
AUGGCAGUCCUGAAGAAGGCGAAGCCCAAGAUGAAGCGGAAGGCUAAGAAGGUGAAGUCGGAGGUCGUUGAAAAAGCGAAAGAAGCGUACCAAGCUACGGCUUGCCGCGCCAUGGUCGACUCUGAGAACCACUUCGCCAAGCCUUGGCCGCUGCCCCUAACCGAGCGGGACGUGGCUAUCCGCCAGCGCUCCGCCCGCUUGCUACAGGCGCUGCAGCGGGUCGAGGGCGGCAGCUACAAGGAAAAGGCGGAUGACUUCGACACGACCUUCUCCAUGUUGGUGAAAGGCUGUAGGGAGGUGGCCGAAGAGGGCUUCUUGGAGGCUCCCAUCUACAACAAUGCGCAGAUUGAGGCGGCCUGGCUCUUCCUUUUCGAGGUGCGGCGGCGGCAUGUGAACAAGAGGAAGCAGCUCCAGGAGUGCAUUCGUGUUCUUGGCUCCUCCUACAACUGGUCGAUGGCUCUUUUCGGAUCCAAGAAGGUCCAGGAUGCCUUGCGUGCUCUGCCCGGGGACGCGCGGGCGGAGAUCCUCGAAGAUGCGGGUGCCAUGGAUCUGCUGUCACAGCUGCAGCCGAAGUACAUGCCGGGCGAGCCCGAGCCAGACGAAUCACCCCCUGCCCAGCCAAGCUGGCCGGCAGGCCCGCAAGGCACUGGCUGGCCAGCGCCGUCCAAUCCUGGCUUCGGUGACUUUCCGAGAGAAGAAGCCUCCAGGGCUGAUUGGGCACGGCCCGCGCAGGCACCGGGAUCCGCCGGAAAGAACAAUCCAUUCAAGAAAUCCAGCGCUCCGGCUGGAGCAGACUGGGCGAUGCCACAGCGCGGUGAAGCCUACCCGGCACCAGCGCAGGGCUUCCCAGACGCUUUUCCAGCUUUUCCGAGCUCUGCGCCGCGGCCGACGUCGGCCUCGAAUCCCUUCCGGAAAGAGAAGGAAGAGACGAGCGGAGGGACCGGCUGGCCGGCGGUGCCGGGUGACCUCGAUGCUUUCCAGUCAGUCCGGCCCGCGCCAAGGCCGCCUCCAACAGACGGGCGAGGGCACGAUGCUUCUGCUUCCGCUGCUUCCGGUUCCCUGGCUCCUCAGGACGUCGUGGCAGGUGCCAGAUUCGCCAAGGAGUCGGGCAUAAGCGCGCAGGACAUGAUGGCAGGCGCUCAGUUUGCCCAGAAGUCGGGUGUCACAUCGCAGCACGCGAUGGAAGGUGCACGAAUGGCACAUCAGGCCGGUGUCAGGCCGCAACAUGUCGUGCAGGGGGCGCAGAUGGCCCAUCAGGCAGGUCUCCGACCACACCAUGUUGUCGAUGGUGCAAGAUAUGCACAGCAAGCCGGCGUAACACCCGACAAAGUCCUCGCGGUGGGUAAAGCCUUUUCAGUCAAGCAGCCGCAGCUGCCUAAAGAUGCUGUGAACAACGCAGAUGUCGAAGUGGCAGACGAGGCAAGCUUCGAAUCCCUGGGAGUCUGCGAGGAGCUUUGCCAAGCGGUGAAGCUUAUGAAGUGGACGAAGCCAACCAGGAUCCAACAAGAAGCCAUUCCCUGGGCCUUGCAGGGCCGGGACAUCAUUGGCCUGGCGGAGACCGGCAGCGGUAAGACCGGCGCCUUCGCCUUGCCCAUCGUGCAGCGGCUUCUCGACGACCCCCAGCGCUUCUACGCGGUUUGCUUGGCUCCAACACGUGAGCUGUGUGUGCAGAUCGGUGAGCAGUUUGAGGCCAUCGGCAGCACCAUCAAGCUGCAGACUGCCACAGUGGUAGGUGGUCUGGCCAUGGUCGACCAGGCCAUGGCCCUAGCAAAACGACCACACGUCGUCAUCGCCACACCUGGCCGGCUCGUCGACCACUUGGAGAACACCAAGGGGUUUCACCUGAAAACCAUCAAGUACCUCGUCAUGGACGAG